CUUCCCUUUCCCUUUCCCUUGCUUCCUUCGUUCCAUCCUACGUCCGAAACGUACCAUAAAGUAUUCUCUGUCUUCGGAGGAACUGUCUGGUAAGAGACAGAAAGAUUCUUCGAUGGGCUCAUAAGAGAGAGCACCCAAUCGAAACUCUUGGGAAUUUAGACGCAUCAUUCCGAGAAAUCUGUCGGAGUUUCACUCACGAUCCACCUCUUCCUGCUGUUCUCUUUUAUGAGUAAGCAAGUUGAUGAUGGCAGACUUUCCAGGUUAUUUGAGAGCUUGCUUGCAUACUGGGAAGCUUGCUUGCUUAGCAAUUUUGGUCUCAGGAGGGAUUGUAAUGCAAAUACUGGCAUGUGCUUUGUACGAUAAUUGGUGGCCAAUGUUAACAGUAUUAAUGUAUGUGCUUCUUCCCAUGCCUUUGUUGUUCUUUGCGGGGUCAGACACUUCUUCUUUCUUCUCUGAGUCUGGAAAUAGUUGGGUGGAUGUAACUAAGUUCUUGACUGGAGCUUCAACCAUUGGGAGCAUCGCAAUACCAGUUAUCUUAAAACAUUCUGGUGUUAUUGGUUGGGGAGCCCUGGCUCUGGAACUCUCAUCCUUCUUCACAUUUGUUUUAGCAAUCUUGUGUUUCCUUGGGACAAGUGAUAAUGAUGGAUACAGCAUGUUCUGAGACAUGCUGCCAUCCCCAAAGGAAAAAUUUCCCAUUUACAUUUGUGUAAAAGAAGCAUCGAUGCCAGUUAUUUUCUACAAGAUCUUUUAUUCAUCUUUUCGUGAGCAUUGCCUUCGUGUAUAAAAUGUUGUUUCUUUGACUGAACAAUAUUCUUUUGGGUCAGUGAUUAUCUUUGAAAUUUGUUGUGUGAGACUGCUGAAGUCAAUAUUGCCUGGUUUGUGUCCUUUAGGGGAGGAUAUGUUCUGGUUAAUAAGUAGUUGCAUCAUGAGCAAGGGCAAUGUAGCCCACUUUAUUUGCUAUAGAGCAAGAUAGUCUCUCUGCUUGGAGGGGUAAAGUUACGUACAUUUAUCCCUUCCCAAACCCUGCAGUGAUGGGAGCUUGGU
This is a messenger RNA of Ilex paraguariensis (yerba mate), 1044 nucleotides long. The record is from the annotation of a GenBank genome assembly. Lineage: Eukaryota; Viridiplantae; Streptophyta; Magnoliopsida; Aquifoliales; Aquifoliaceae.